Molecule: messenger RNA, 1819 nt
Organism: Jaculus jaculus (lesser Egyptian jerboa)
Lineage: Eukaryota; Metazoa; Chordata; Mammalia; Rodentia; Dipodidae
Gene: Ak4
Product: adenylate kinase 4
Exons: 5
Coding region: 60-731 (223 amino acids)
Biological process (GO): nucleobase-containing compound metabolic process
Cellular component (GO): cytoplasm; mitochondrion
Molecular function (GO): ATP binding; AMP kinase activity; nucleoside diphosphate kinase activity
Source: RefSeq, a predicted model, not a curated record
GGCGGGCGAGUCAUCGCGCGUCCAGGCGCCGAGCGGAGGCCGGGAGAAGUUCGUGGGCCAUGGCUUCCAAACUCCUGCGCGCGGUCAUCCUCGGGCCGCCCGGCUCGGGCAAGGGCACCGUGUGCCAGAGGAUCGCCCACAACUUCGGCCUCCAGCAUCUCUCCAGCGGCCACUUCUUGCGGGAGAACCUCAAGGCCAACACGGAAGUUGGUGAUGUGGCAAAGCAGUACCUAGAGAAAGGACUUUUGGUUCCAGAUCAUGUAAUCACUCGCCUAAUGAUGGCAGAGCUGGAAAUCCGGAGCAGUGAACACUGGCUACUAGACGGCUUUCCAAGGACAUUAGUACAGGCUGAAGCCCUGGACAGAAUUUGUGAUCUGGAUCUAGUGAUCAGUUUGAACAUUCCAUUUGAAACACUGAAAGAUCGCCUCAGCCGACGUUGGAUUCACCCUUCUAGUGGGAGGGUGUAUAACCUGGACUUCAAUCCACCUCAGGUGCAGGGAAUUGAUGACAUCACUGGAGAGCCACUAGUCCAGAAAGAGGAUGAUAAACCCGAAGCUGUUGCUGCCAGGCUAAGACGGUACAAAGAUGCGGCCAAGCCAGUUAUUGACCUGUACAAGAGCCGAGGAGUACUCCACCAGUUUUCUGGGACCGAAACUAACAAAAUAUGGCCUUACGUUUACACACUUUUCUCAAACAAGAUUACACCUAUUCAGUCCAAAGAAGCAUACUGAGCUGCUCUCAGAGGAACCAAGCAAACAUGGUCAUUCAUUCAGUCAUGUGUGUAGUGUUGGGGCAAUGUGCAAAUCAGAAGCCAGCUGAGAUUGCAGUAUUUUUCCUAGUUUAAAUUAUAAGGUUAUAGUGAGGAGACAAGAGUUCAUGAAGAAGCUGUCUUCUGCCCUGGAGAAGGGGACUCUGCACAUGUAUUAUGCCCUUCAGACAAAACUAGUACAGGCUGGAUUUCCAAUGGUGUCUAACCUAACCCCUAGCUGGGGGUUGACAGGAAUGUUGCUAUUGUUGCCCUUGCAUGCCAUGGUGGGGAUCUAUGGUUCUCCGUACUGUCCAGAGGGUGUUGAACCACAGCACUGAUAUGGUAAGCCCAAGAAUGCCAAGGACUCAAGGUCUUGGCUUUGUCCUGGUUCUCUGCCAUGUCUGUUUGUGACAAUUGAAUUUAUGCUAAUUGUACUCAGUGGUUACUUCUCUUCAGUGAUUGUGUCCACAUUUCUUUUUCCUAGUAGGAAUCAUGUGUCCCUCUUAGACAUCCUGGUUUUUGUGGAUUGUAUUUUGUCAUAUUUGUUUGCUUUCUUGCUAUUUAGUAACACUAAUAGUUACUGCAUUUAUCCCUGUAACCUCUUCCUAUGAAUUGAGAGCUGGAGGACUGGAGUGACUGCCUUCAAGCAUAGGACCUAAGCUGGGCUAAUGGGCUUUCUUUAAACAGCUGCUCUGACUCUGGGGCCCACUCUGUAUGUUUUAUUAUGAAAAAAAAAAAAGAGAUUCCCCAAAGGUCUUUGGGAAUUAGAAAUGUGUGGCAACAGUAGAUUCAUGUCUUAUAUAUAGAAGUAGUAAAAAGGCACAUGGAAUUGCUAAAUUUUGUACAUGCUGCUAGAUAUUAAUGCUGACAAGUGUUUUUCUCUCAUGAGAAACCCAAGCAGAUGAUAAUGAAGGGAGCAGAGCCUGGAGUGGAAAGACUGCUACACUAGGUGUGCCUACACUGAGUACAUGACUGAAAGACAAAAUCUUCUUUUUUUUUUUUUUCCUUCUGUUUCCAAACAGUCUAUGGGUGGCCAUGAAGUCCAGAAAUAAAGAUCCUAGUAUUUCAUUA